Messenger RNA from Heterostelium album PN500, 852 nucleotides. Its product is annotated as Mo25 family protein. The record is from RefSeq and is a predicted model, not a curated record. The coding region runs from base 1 to 852 and encodes 283 amino acids. Gene Ontology annotation, molecular function: protein serine/threonine kinase activator activity. Gene Ontology annotation, biological process: intracellular signal transduction. Lineage: Eukaryota; Evosea; Eumycetozoa; Acytosteliales; Acytosteliaceae. The transcript is spliced from 6 exons.
AUGAAUAUCUUUUUCAAUAAGAAACAAAAAACACCAACCGAUUUGGUAAAGUCAAUCAAAGAGAGUUUAAUUAUCAUUGAGAAAUCAGGACCAAACUCUAGAAAUACAGAAAAGGCAUUAGAGGAGCUCUCGAAAUGUCUUACAGACAUCAAAAAGAUAUUGUAUGGCGAUGCAGAGCACGAGCCGAAUCAAGAGAAUGCAACGAUAUUGGCCACAGAGAUAUGUUCGAGUGACCUGUUGUCGAUGAUUAUCAGAGACCUCGGUAAAUUAGAGUUUGAGGCAAAGAAGGAUUUCGCUCAGAUAUUCAACAACCUCUUGAGAAUUAAGAGUGGUGCUCGUUCACCUACUGUAGAUUAUAUUGCAAAGAACCCAGAUCUUUUAAAUUCAUUAGUCAAAGGAUAUGAACAACAAGAUAUUGCGUUAAAUUGCGGAACUAUGCUUAGAGAAUGUAUCAAACAUGAAAACUUGGCUAAAGAGCUACUUUAUUCACAAAACUUUUGGGUUUUUGAAAGAUACACUGUCUUAUUGAAUUCACAGAAUUAUGUAACAAGAAGACAAUCUAUUAAACUUUUAGGAGAAUUGCUGUUAGAUCGUUCCAAUUUUAAUAUUAUGACUAAAUAUAUUAGUUCAGCAGUUAAUUUGAAGCUGAUGAUGAAUCUUCUGAGAGAUAAGAGUAAAAGUAUUCAGUAUGAAGCAUUCCAUGUGUUUAAAGUAUUCGUUGCCAAUCCAAAACAAAACCAAACCAAUUCUGGAUAUCCUUUCGAAAAACAAAGAGAAACUUAUAAGGAAGAUCAAUUCAAUGACGAGAAAGCAUUCUUGUUAAAACAAAUUCAAGCAAUCCCAACCGAUUAA